AUGGGGAAAUACUUCAGGGCUUUGGAGAGUCAGGGCCGCGAGUGCCAGGGCCGCGAGUGCCAGGGCCGCGAGUGCCAGGGCCGCGAGUGCCAGAGCCGCGAGUGCCAGGGUUGGGAGUGCCAGGGCAGCGAGUGCCAGGGCCGCGAGUGCCAGGGCCGCGAGUGCCAGGGUUGGGAGUGCCAGGGCAGCGAGUGCCAGGGUUGGGAGUGCCAGGGCCGCGAGUGUCAGGGCCGCGAGUGCCAGGGUUGGGAGUGCCAGGGCAGCGAGUGCCAGGGUUGGGAGUGCCAGGGCCGCGAGUGUCAGGGCCGCGAGUGCCAGGGUUGGGAGUGCCAGGGCAGCGAGUGCCAGGGUUGGGAGUGCCAGGGCAGCGAGUGCCAGGGUUGGGAGUGCCAGAGCCGCGAGUGCCAGGGUUGGGAGUGCCAGGGCAGCGAGUGCCAGGGUUGGGAGUGCCAGGGCAGCGAGUGUCAGGGCCGCGAGUGCCAGGGCUCCACUUUGGUGGAUCUCGCUGAAGUCAGUCGUAAAUCUCCAUUUUAA
Messenger RNA from Procambarus clarkii (red swamp crayfish), 534 nucleotides. NCBI's taxonomy places the organism in Eukaryota, Metazoa, Arthropoda, Malacostraca, Decapoda, Cambaridae. The record is from RefSeq and is a predicted model, not a curated record.